GUUCCCGCACCGAGAUCAGUUGACGAUGAACGAUCGGUGAUCACUCACAUACCUUGUGUCUCUUAUUAUACUGUUAUUAUUAUUAUUAUUACACAUGUUGAUAUCACUCGGAAUGUGGUGAACGCGACGGACCUGCAAGACGCUCGACGAGCACAGUUGCUGUACGCGCAUACGUUAAAGUUUUCACCGAGUUAUAAAUCCCAAAUUGGCGUGCGCUUUCCGUCCGUCCGUCUUCGCCAUGGGCCCCCAAAACGAGAAGCAACCGUUGUUGCCCAACAGCAACGGCGACAAUUCCCGGCCCGAAAGAGAAAAUAAUAUCAACCGUUACCGGAGUCUGGAACAUUCCAACGGAACGGGUGCCAAACAAGCUAACCACAGCAUCACGUAUACGUGGACAAACAUGAACGUGUACACGAAAAACGGCAAAAGCCAAAAUGUUUACGAUACACUUACGUCGUGCUGUUCAGGGAGUCUAAAAAACAAGACUGAAAACAAACAAUUAUUAAACAACGUGAGUGGUUCGGCGAAACCAGGUGAACUAUUGGCUCUGAUGGGAUCCAGUGGCGCCGGCAAAACGACCUUGUUGAACUCGCUGACAUUUAGGAGCGAUCGCAACGUGAUGGAGUCUGGAGUUAGGUCCAUCAACGGCGUACCGGUCAACAGUAAAUUGUUGACGGCCGUUUCUGCGUACGUCCAACAACACGACCUGUUUAUUGGCACGCUCACUGUCCGAGAGCACUUAAUAUUCCAGGCGAUGGUGCGAAUGGACCGACACAUACCGUACGAAAAACGAAUGGCUCGAGUCGAGGAUGUCAUUCAAGAGUUGUCAUUGACUAAAUGUCAAAAUACUAUCAUCGGUGUGACCGGCAGAAUAAAAGGUUUAUCCGGUGGAGAAAUGAAACGUUUGUCGUUUGCUUCCGAGGUGUUAACAGACCCUCCGUUGAUGUUCUGCGACGAACCGACUUCGGGACUGGACUCGUAUAUGGCACAAAAUGUAGUCAGCGUGCUCAAGUCGAUGGCGUCCAAGGGCAAAACAAUAAUUUGCACCAUUCACCAGCCGUCGUCCGAAGUGUACUCCAUGUUCGACAAAAUACUAUUACUGGCCAGCGGCCGGACAGCUUUCCUGGGCAGUACCAACGAUGCCAUCGAAUUUUUCAAAACGCUUGGCGUCAGCUGCCCGAAGAAUCACAACCCUGCGGACUUUUUCAUUCAACUGUUGGCCAUCGUACCGUCCCAAGAAAUUUGCUCGUAUGAAACCAUCGACACUGUAUGCGAGGCUUACGAGAGCUCGACCUACAAGAGUGACAUGAUUGAACACCAAAAACAGUUGUUCGCCGCCAGUAAAAGCUCGGUGGACUGUUGGGGCUCGAACGGUCUAGGUCUAGAGAACGUCUCGUCGCCGUACAAAGCAACGUGGACGGAACAGUUUUCGGCAGUAUUCUGGCGGUCGUGGCUCAGUAUCAAAAAGGAACCGGCCCUCACCAAAAUUAGGCUCAUCCAAACGAUGUUGGUCGCCGCUCUGAUAAGUUUCAUCUUCUACAACCAGCAUCUGGACCAAGACGGCGUGAUGAACAUCAACGGAGCGCUGUUCAUGUGUAUAUCUAACAUGACGUUCCAGAACGUGUUGGCCGUCAUUAACGUAUUCUGUUCCGAACUUCCGGUGUUUAUGCGCGAACACCACAACGGCAUGUACCGGACGGACGUGUAUUUCCUGAGCAAAACCCUGGCCGAGGUACCGAUAUUCUUGGUCAUACCCAUACUGUUCACGUCAAUCAUGUACUACAUUGUGGGUCUAAAUCCAAAGUUCAUACACUUCCUCACGGCUAUCCUUUUCAUAACGCUCGUCAGUCUGGUGGCCGUCUCGUUCGGUUACUUAGUAUCGUGCGCCAGUGGUUCCAUAUCAGUGGCACUUUCUGUGGGGCCUACGAUCGUCAUACCUUUCCUGCUGUUUGGUGGUUACUUCUUGAACGUCGGAUCGAUUCCGUACUAUUUCCGGUGGCUGAGCCUCUUCUCGUGGUUCAAGUAUGCCAACGAAGGGCUGCAAAUCAACCAGUGGGCAGACAUCGACUACAUCCAGUGCAACAGAGCGAACACGACGUGUCCCCGUUCCGGUCACGCCGUCUUGGAGUCGAACAGUUUUCUAGAGUCGAACAUCACCAUGGAUAUAAUUUCAUUAUUUUUAUUAGUCAUCGCCUUUCGUUUCAUGGCGUUCUUAUCACUCCUGGCUAGAACGAGGAAGUAACACAAACGUGAUAAUAUUUAUUCAACGAUUCUGGAAAUUCAUCACUGCCACAACACACAUGUUUGUAAAAAAACUGGCAAGGCCGAUACACUACUUGGAAUUAGUAAACCAGAUAAUAAGGAAAUCUAAUUACGUUAAUAUAUUUAUACAGGAUAAGAUCACUUAGGGUUGUAUAUAUUAUAUUAUUCUACAAAAUAUUUUAAAAAGAAAAAUAAUAUAAUUUUAAUUUAAACAAAUAACUACAUUUAGUUAAAUGCCAUGUCAUUAUCGUGCAUUCAUCAGUUACAGACAUUCUAAUCUCUGAAACUUCUAUUCUAUAGCUUAUAAAUUGGUACUUAGGUAACCUAAUUUUUUACAUUUUAUUAUUUAUAUUUAAGUAUCAAAGUGCCUGAGUACCAAAGCCAGAAUAAAUGCCUGUGACUGUCCAUUCCACUCAAAAUCUCAUGCUUUUCUAAUUAGAUAAAUACACACAACUACACAAACAUGCUAAUAAACCUAAAUAUAUAUUACUCAUUUACCUAUAAUUUUGUAUAUUAAAGUUCCCUCCCAUUUGAAAUUAAACCUCAAAUACGUUACUAGUAUUUGGUGUACUGAAAUAAAGUCAGUUGUAUAUGGUAUUCAAUCUGACUUUUUUAAUAGUAGUCAUAAUUAUUUUAAGAGUAUACAUUUUAUGUUUGUUUGAUGAUUUUUUUUUUUUUUUAUUAUUUUUAUUAUUAUUAUUAUUAUUAUUAUUAUUACUAUUAUUAUUACUACUAUUAUAAUUACAGUAUAUAAUACAAAAACGAUUAAAUUAUUGAUUGCACAUUGUUGAAUUAUUAUACAAAAUUUAUAACUAACGUGUAUUUGUUAAAUUUAUUAAAUGUUGUUGAGCACA
Molecule: messenger RNA, 3116 nt
Organism: Aphis gossypii (cotton aphid)
Lineage: Eukaryota; Metazoa; Arthropoda; Insecta; Hemiptera; Aphididae
Gene: w
Product: protein white
Exons: 13
Coding region: 239-2242 (667 amino acids)
Biological process (GO): transmembrane transport
Cellular component (GO): plasma membrane
Molecular function (GO): ATP binding; ATP hydrolysis activity; ABC-type transporter activity
Source: RefSeq, a predicted model, not a curated record